Molecule: messenger RNA, 882 nt
Organism: Oikopleura dioica
Lineage: Eukaryota; Metazoa; Chordata; Appendicularia; Copelata; Oikopleuridae
Source: the annotation of a GenBank genome assembly
AUGCCGCUGGAAGAGCUGAAACGAUACGCGUCACAAGUCAAAAAACUCUGCGACAAGGAAAAAUAUGGCGAUGCCGGUCAGCUACUCAAUGCGUUGAAGGAAGAAAAAAUCACAAAAGAACUGCUCGAAAGCUCGAAAAUCGGUCAUGUCGUCAAUGCACUGAGAAAGGGGGCACAAAAUGCUGGACACACGGAAAUCGCUGCUCAAUCGAAAUCUCUGAUCAAACAAUGGAAAGCGCAAAUGGCUCAAAACGCGGACAAUGGGGGAACGCCGAAAGUACAGAAGACAGAGAGCAGCUCACAGAAACGCGAAAAAGAAAAGGAAAAGCUGCCUGUCGCGAAUGAUUCUUCUCCAAAUCUUGGCGCUUCUAUUCAACCCACUUCGGAUCCGAGCAGAAACAAAUGCAGAGAACUUCUCCAGAAAGCCCUGAUGGUUGAUAAAGAUAAAUACCAACCGCAGUUUGUUAGCCUAAUGGCCGCUAAAAUUGAAGAGGCAAUCUUCACCUUCCACGGCUGUUCAAGCUCAGACACGAAAUACCGAAACAAAAUCCGCUCUCGCUACUCGAACCUCAAAGAUGCCAAAAACCCGGAGCUGCGCGACUCGGUCAUGAGCGGCAUCAUUUCUGCCGAAAAACUAGCCAGCAUGAAGCCAGAAGAAAUGGCUUCAAAGCAACUUCAAGAGUUGAGGAAGAAAUUCACUAAAGAAGCGAUUAAUGACCACCAAAUGGCGCAGAAUGAAGGCACAAAGACGGAUAUGUUUACUUGCGGAAAGUGCAAGGGCAAAGAAUGCACAUACACCCAGCUCCAAACCCGAUCUGCCGAUGAGCCGAUGACGACCUUCGUUUACUGUAUGAGCUGUGGUAAUCGAUGGAAAUUCUGCUAG